UCGAGAGUUGAUUUUAAAUGCUUGCUGUCAAGAUUGGCUUGGGUUUCGCCCGCAACUAAUAACGAAGCACAACUAAUUAUACAGGUGUGCGUUAUAGCACCGCAGCAUGGCUGUGGUCAUCCGUUUGCAGGGUCUCCCCAUUGUGGCGGGCACCAUGGACAUUCGCCAUUUCUUCUCCGGACUGACCAUCCCAGAUGGUGGUGUGCAUAUUGUAGGGGGUGAGCACGGCGAGGCGUUUAUCGUGUUUGCCACAGACGAAGAUGCCAGGCUUGGAAUGAUGCGCACAGGGGGCGCCAUCAAGGGCUCCAAGGUGUCACUGUUGCUUAGUAGUAAAACCGAGAUGCAAAACAUGAUCGAGCUGAGCCGCAGGCGUUUUGAAACUGGUAGUGCAGAGGGGGCUACAGGUAAUGGGAAUAGGACAGGUCCUCCCAGCAGCUCUGGAGGUAGUGGAAGGCCCAGCAUGCCCACACCUGCCCAAGGUUUCAGCAACACCACUUCAACCACCACCACCACUGCAGUCUCGACUAGUGAGCCUGUAAGCAACAAAAGUGUCGCCACUUUUGCCCCCACCAGCAUGGGGAACCUGCCUCCCAACUUUAAUAACUUCAGCAGUCCGAGUCUCAGCAUGGGCUCCACCAUGACUACCGCAAUGUCCUCCUUGAGUUCAGUACCCCCUCCUAUACCACCUUUGCCCACCAUGCCAGCCUUGCCACCAAUGCCACCCAUGCCCGUUCCACCACCCGUGUCCACUUUGCCCCCAGUACCAACUGUUAACCCAAUCACCUCGGUACCUCCAGUCCCUCCCAUGGCUCAUAUGCCCCACCUCUCCGCUCUCCCACCUUUCAACCCAGGCGUUCCUCCACCUGUUGGCCCAGUGACCGGUGCUCUUGCUGCCACAGGACCACCACUCUCUCUUGGCAACCCCAAUCCAAUGUUCCUUAACCCCCUAAACCCUCUGAAUCCCCUCAGUCUGCAAGCUCACUUAAAAUCAGCAAUUACUAACCCAGACGAAUUGCACAUACAGCUUCAGGGCCUGCCUUUCACUGUUUCUGAAAUUGAAAUUAGAGACUUUUUCCAUGGGCUAGGGGUUGACUCUGUUAAGAUGCUCAGAGACAAUCUGGGCAGAAGCAAUGGCAGGGCUUUGGUUAAGUUUUUUAACCCUCAAGACUCGUUCGAAGCUCUAAAGCGGAACCCUGGGAUGAUAGGCCAGAGGUAUGUAGAAAUAUCACCUGCCACAGAGAGACAGUGGCGAGAUGGUCAAGGAUUGAGUGCAGGGCAGGCGAAAGUUGGAAACGACUCAGAAGCUAAUCAGCGCCAUCAUAUGGGUGGCAGCUCGAGCUCGCCUUCCCUGAGGGAGCGCGCCAGGUCCCGUUCUCCUCACAAACAGGAGCUGUGUGUGUAUCUGAAAGGGCUCCCAUAUGAAGCAGAGAACAAGCAGAUAUUUGAAUUUUUCAAAAACCUGGACAUUGUUGAGGACAGCAUUUACAUUGCAUACGGUCCCAAUGGCAGGGCCACAGGGGAGGGAUUUGUUGAGUUCAGGAAUGAGAUGGAUUACAAAGCUGCCCUCGGAUGCCACAUGCAGUAUAUGGGUAGCCGAUUUAUACAGGUGCACCCCAUCAUGAAGAAAAACAUGUUUGAGAAGAUAGAUACGAUUCGCAAAAGGAUGCAGGGAUCUCAGGUAGACCAGAAAGGUAACUCCUCAGAAGGAGGAAAGGGCGCAAGGACUUGUGCUCACAUAACAAACAUCCCAUAUAACGUGUCAAAGAAAGAUGUGCGCCUCUUCUUAGAUGAGAUCCAGUUAUUUGAGGACAGCCUGAAAGUGCUGGUCGAUGGCAAUGGCAAUGGCCUUGGUCAGGCUGUGGUGCAGUUCAAGUCUGAGGAGGAGGCUCUCAAAGCCGAGCGUCUGCACAGGCAGAAGUUAAACGGGAGGGAUGCUUUUGUGCACUUGGUCACAUUUGAGCAGAUGAAGGAGGUUGAGAGGAACCCUCCUCCACAGGCAAAGAGAGGACAGAAAGCCCAUGCCCAAGCUCAGGCCCAAGCUCAGGCCCAAGCUCAGGCCCAAGCUCAGGCCCAAGCCCAGGCCCAGCUCCAAGCCCAAGCCCAAGCUCAAGCCCCACAUGCUUUCCCUGGUAUGACCGGAGAGGAGUUUAAUUUCCUCCGCAACGCUGUGAACAUUGGUAACGGCCCUCCGUUUGUCAACCCGUUUGCCGCUCCAGGUAGCGGACUAGCCGGACCGCCCCCUCUGCCCCCGUUAGGCACGGCUUUGGGUGAAGUCUCGCUUCCGGUUCCUCCACCAAUGGUUGGAGGUCAUUUGCCAGGGCCCAUCCUGGAGCCUCCUGGUUUCCGGGCAGGUGGGAACAGUGCACCUCCCGGAUUUGUUGGCGCACCUGAAAGUUUAAGAGGCAUGCCGCCAUUUGAUAACGGGACGUCCAGGAAAGUUGCAGGUCAGAACCGUGGUGGGAACCAAGGUCGUUCUGGGGGCUCUCAACCUGGUUUUGGACCAUCCUCUGAAAAUCUUAGAGGAUCGUCCAGCAGUGGGCCAGGUAACCCUAGGCCCACCAUUGUCAAAAUCCAAAAUAUGCCUUUUACUGUCACGGUUGAUGAAAUAUUAGAUUUCUUUUAUGGAUAUAAGGUGUUGCCUGGCUCGGUAUGCUUACAGUUCAGCGAGAAGGGACUGCCAACAGGAGAGGCAAUGGUUGCAUUCGACUCGCACGAUGAAGCAAUGUCUGCGGUUAUGGACCUGAAUGAUAGGCCCAUUGGGGCAAGGAAAGUAAAGAUCACUAUGGGAUGAAAGAAAUCAGAUUCUGCCUUGUAUGUCACCGGUGGCAAAAGAAACAUACCCACAGGCUUAGCUCUUAUUAUUGGCAGAGCUUAGAGUGGAGUACAGGAUAUUGUUUUGUGUUUGGGGGGGGGUCUUCAUGUUUCAUCUUUGAAUGCAAUAUGCUAGAUUUACAAUUAGAUUGAUCCAAGAUUAGUAGUAAAAAAAAAAAAAUUUUUUAAAGAAAUAAAUACAUCCAUUGACUCAGCAUGACUUGGCUGUUGAAGAGAUUGGUUUGUUGUUUUCUCACACUCUCUCCCCUCUCUGAAGAGCUUCAAGGUGUUUGAAACUAGAGACCAGCUGUGAGAGUGCUGAGUUCUUGUAGCACAAGUUAAUAGAUCUAAAACACACUUUUGCUUUGUGUUUGCAAGUUUUGGUUGUGCUGGAGUGUCUGGCAUGCCUUGUCCCUCUCAGAUAUUCUCUGAAGAUAAUCUGUAUCCAGGUGGAGUUUUUGAAGUUUGCACUUCCUUAUGUGUGCUGUAUAAUGUGUUUUGUGCUUUAUUUGAUGGGGUAAACACCCAGUGCUGCCAUGCAUGGUGUGUCCCUGCAAGUCCAAACGUUUCCUACUGCUCAGUUUAAAAUCCCCCCCCCCCCCAGUAAAUGCAUGUAAAUGUUUUGUCAAUGUAUGUUCCAUUGCCCGUGCGAGGUGUAUUAGAUGAAGUUUAACUGUGAUAAACCACAAGAUGUUAAACCAAGUGCAUCAACUUGAUUUCACUGUAAACAGACCAAGCGGGACUCUCCAGUAAAUGAGGCAAUGUAACGUUUUUGUAUAUGAAAGCUUUUCAGUCUUCUCUUGUGCUCUCUUUACAAUGUGUGCUGCUUUUGUUUUUGCUAUGAUACUCAGUAGCUUUGUUGCUUUUUUAAACAUGUUAUCUCUAAGCAGUUUUUUUUCUGAUUAUUUUGGUGUUUCCAGUCUUUAUUUGCUGUUGUACAUAUUUUUUCCAGCUCAACUAUUUUGUCAAUAAAAUGGCAUUCCUGAACUGAUGAAUCUGCAAGGUAUCGUAUUUCUCUCUUCCUGUCAUCUUUUUCUCCCUUUCAGGGCAAAAAUGAACAAAUAAAGUUUAUUUUCUCUC
Molecule: messenger RNA, 3891 nt
Organism: Electrophorus electricus (electric eel)
Lineage: Eukaryota; Metazoa; Chordata; Actinopteri; Gymnotiformes; Gymnotidae
Gene: rbm12
Product: RNA binding motif protein 12
Molecular function (GO): RNA binding
Source: RefSeq, a predicted model, not a curated record